Messenger RNA from Entrophospora sp. SA101, 939 nucleotides. Lineage: Eukaryota; Fungi; Glomeromycota; Glomeromycetes; Entrophosporales; Entrophosporaceae. The record is from the annotation of a GenBank genome assembly.
AUGCCAUCUCACGAAGAAGGCGUUUCUCAUGAAAGAGAACCACUUAUUGAUGAUCAAACCCGUCGAGCUUAUGGUCCAUUUGGCUUUGCACCAGAACAACUUGGGAGGCUUGUAGAUCCCAAAAAUACUGACUUAUUAGAAGAGUACGGUGGUGUCGAAAAAAUUCUUGAAGGCUUGAAGGUUGAUCCAACCGUUGGUUUAAGUUCUGAUGAAGGGUUGGAAUCUGUCAGUACAAAAAAGAAUGCACGUCCUUUCAAAGAAAGACGAGAGCAUUUCGGAAAAAAUGUCUUACCUGAAACAACUCAACGUUCCUUUUUUUCAUUAGUUUGGGAAGCAUAUCAAGAUAGAACAUUAAUUUUGUUGAGUAUUGCUGCAUUGGUAUCCCUUGCAGUUGGUAUUGGCGAAGAUUAUUCUUCUAGACAUCCUGAAGGUGAACCACGUGUUGGUUGGGUUGAAGGUGCUGCUAUUCUUGCAGCUGUUGCAGCUGUUGUUUUCACUAACGCUAUUAAUGAUUAUCAAAAAGAAAAACAAUUCAGAAAAUUAAAUUCUAAAAAAGAAGAUCGUACCGUCAAGUUACUUCGUGAUGGGAAAGAACAACAAAUCUCAGUUUAUGAAAUUAAUGUUGGUGAUAUUUUGCUUCUUGAACCAGGAGAUAUUGUAGCAGUUGAUGGAGUCUUUUUGAGUGGUCAUAAUCUUAAAUGUGAUGAAUCAAGUGCCACUGGUGAAUCCGACGCAGUUAGAAAAGGCACAGUUGAAGAUGGACUGGAUCCUUUUAUUAUAAGUGGUGGAAAGGUUCUUGAAGGUGUUGGUAAAGCUGUUGUUAUCGCAGGGCUUCGUGGCGAGGGUAACGAGGAAACUCCACUUCAACAAAAAUUAGACCUACUUGCAGAACAGAUUGCAAAAUUAGGUGUCUCGGUUGCUUUAAUCAUGUUAAUGUAA